Molecule: messenger RNA, 1459 nt
Organism: Parasteatoda tepidariorum (common house spider)
Lineage: Eukaryota; Metazoa; Arthropoda; Arachnida; Araneae; Theridiidae
Gene: lsn
Product: vacuolar-sorting protein SNF8
Biological process (GO): protein transport to vacuole involved in ubiquitin-dependent protein catabolic process via the multivesicular body sorting pathway
Cellular component (GO): ESCRT II complex
Source: RefSeq, a predicted model, not a curated record
GUGGCAAUGAUCAUUGAUGCAGUAUGUAAACAAAAUUUUGAUAGAAACGAAACCAACGUCAAAUUAGAAGCUCUUGCUUAAGAUUUUCUAAUAAAAAAUUAAAGAUGCGACGUCGUGGAGCAGGUGGUGUUGGAGCGAUCCAUAAACAACAAUUAGCUCAAGCUAGAUUUAAAGAUAAGGGAACCGAAAUGGCUGAUGAUCAAUUACAGCAAAUGACGAAACAAAUGGAAACUUUCCGAUCAAACCUACAAGAUUUUGCCGGAAAGUAUAAAAAUAAAAUUAAGAAGAAUCCCCAAUUUCGUCAACAAUUCCAAAAAAUGUGUUCUGCAUCAGGGGUUGAUCCUUUAGCUUCCAGCAAAGGAUUUUGGGCUAAUAUGCUAGGAGUAGGCGACUUUUACUAUGAGCUUGGAGUUCAAAUUGUUGAAGUUUGUCUUGCUACAAAGCAUCGAAAUGGUGGUAUUUUAAAACUAGAAGAUCUUCGAAAGUUGUUGGUUAAAUCUAGAAGUGUUAAACAGGAGGAAAUAGAUUAUGAUGAUCUUUUAAGAGCCAUUGAAAAAUUGAAGAUUCUGGGUGAAGGAUUCCGUACCAUAGCGACAGGUUCUACUAAAGAUUACAUUGUUCAGUCUGUACCUGCUGAAUUGAGCGGCGAUCAUACGAAAAUCAUUCAAAGAGCUAGUGAUAAUGGUUAUGUUACAUUAACCAUAUUGGUAGAAAACUUUACAUGGGAAGAAAUGAGAGCUGAAAAAGCUAUCAAUGAUUUGAUUAGAGAAGGUUUAGUAUGGAUUGAUGAGCAAUUUGAAGGAGAACCAUCGUAUUGGUUUCCUGGACUUCAAAAACUCUAAAAAAUAUGUUUCAAAAUUUUUAUUUUCUUUUGUUUUAUUUUGAACCUAAAAUUGAUAUCUGUAAUGUCAAUUUCAAUACAUCAAUGUUACUAUGUUAUUGAUUACAUUUGAUGAAGGUAUUUACUUAUCAGUAUCUGUUUGCGACUACUAGAAGGUCAAGGUGCCAUCGGAAUUUUUUGCUUGCAAAACUUUUGCAAAUAUAUGUUCAGGUUUUGUACGGGGUAACUACAACUUAUACCCUUCUAAUUGGUUUUCUUUUGGGAUAUUUUGUUUAGUUUCUUGGCGACCACUGCCCAGAAGUUCUGGAAAAGGUAUAAAUAUGGAUGCAGAAAUCUUUCCCAUUAGAUUAAAUGAAAUUUCUUAUAAUACAUUGAUUUCAAGGGUGAGAUUUCUGUAUUGUGGUCUUGAGUUCCCACUACAAUCACCAAGCCGUCAAAUAAAUUGCAAACUUGCAAAUAUUUUUUUUUUUUUUUUUGCUGUGGGAUGGCUACGCAUUAAACGCUUCAAAGUUGCUCUCCUUCUGGGAUUUUUCUCGCAAACAGCUGCUUGGAUGUUGCCAGGACAUGGCGAUUAUCCUGUUGCAGAUCAUGAUAGAGAUAUCUUCCCAUUUCAGAACU